This is a messenger RNA of Pocillopora damicornis (cauliflower coral), 1014 nucleotides long. RefSeq names its product neuropeptide Y receptor type 1. Gene Ontology annotation, cellular component: plasma membrane. Gene Ontology annotation, biological process: G protein-coupled receptor signaling pathway. Lineage: Eukaryota; Metazoa; Cnidaria; Anthozoa; Scleractinia; Pocilloporidae. The record is from RefSeq and is a predicted model, not a curated record. Gene Ontology annotation, molecular function: G protein-coupled receptor activity.
AUGUCUGACAUUGACAAAUUCCCCGUAGGUUUAGCGAUAGCAUUUGUCAUCUUUUACUUCGUUGUGUAUGUUUUGUCAGUGGUUGGUAACUGUUGGGUUAUGGUGACCUGCUACAAAACCCUCAAGAGAAAAGGGUCUUCUUUGAUGUGGUUCGUCCUCAACUUAGCAACAGCAGAUCUCAUUUUCACGUUCCUUACAAUCUUCAACGGCAUUGGAUUUUUGUAUCGUUGGGUCGGAGGGGAAAUUGUUUGCAAGUUUCACGGGUUUCUGGUCGAGACAUGCUACAGUGUUUCCAUUAGCACUCUUGUAGUGAUCAGUUACGAGAGACUGACAGCCAUUACUGACCCCUUAAAUGCAAGAGCAAGAAAUUUCACAAACAGAGGCUAUCGCAGGCUUUUGAUAAUUUGGGGGGUUUGCCUGAUUGGAUGUGUUCCCUUAGCAAUCCUUUAUCAGAUGGUUCGCGAAGAAAACGGAGAACUCGUUUGCAAUAAUACGACGUGGGGAGACGUAGGUCGACAGAUUUUCUACAGCCUGCAUGCUUUCUUUUUCUUUAUCUUUCCACUGUCCUAUAUGAUAUUUUCGCAAAGUAAAAUAUUUCUUGCGCUUCGCUCAAGAAGGACAGUCCCUUCACAGCGAGAUGCGGAGAGAUCUAACAGACGACACCAGAAAAUUGCCAAGACACUUUUUGCUCUUACGGUUGCCUUUGCGAUUUGUUGGUCUCCAUUUAUGAUCACCCGAACUUUGAUGUAUUUUCACAUCGCCGAGCCAGGUGCAUUAUGGAGGAUGUCCCAACUGCUCAUCUGUCUCAACGCUGUGUUGGAUCCCAUAAUGUAUGGUAUUUAUGGUGGAAAUCUCAAAGCAACUUUGCGACAGAAGUGUUGCUUCAGAUCUCCUCGUAAUAGACUUGAAAGAUCAGUUAGCCUAGAAAUGUCCCAGACUGCAGUAACAUGUGCAGUGCAACCAAAUGCAGUGAAAAGGUUAUCUUGCAGGAUCGAAGAAAUGAACACAAGUUGA